Messenger RNA from Trichoderma breve, 1326 nucleotides. RefSeq names its product fungal specific transcription factor domain-containing protein. NCBI's taxonomy places the organism in Eukaryota, Fungi, Ascomycota, Sordariomycetes, Hypocreales, Hypocreaceae. The transcript is spliced from 5 exons. Gene Ontology annotation, molecular function: DNA-binding transcription factor activity, RNA polymerase II-specific; zinc ion binding; sequence-specific DNA binding. The record is from RefSeq and is a predicted model, not a curated record. Gene Ontology annotation, biological process: DNA-templated transcription; positive regulation of transcription by RNA polymerase II. The coding region runs from base 1 to 1326 and encodes 441 amino acids.
AUGAGCGAAUCCGCUGAAAAUGUGGACUCUGCGCGAGGUGGCCUCGCAUGUCAGAAUUGCAGACGGAGGAAGAGAAAGUGCGAUCGUCAAGUCCCCCGUUGCGGUUCGUGCAUAAGACGGGGUCUGGACUGUGUCAUGCAAGUCAUCAAGAGCAUCGAUGGACAAGAAGGAGCUGUUCAAAGUCUCGAAAAAGAAAUAUCGAACCUCGAAGCUCAGCUAUCACGGCUACAGACCACUGCACCAGCACUCCAUUCAACACCCGCCGUCCUUCAACAGCAGAUUAAUCCAACCCCGGUGCCAUUUGAAGCUUCCAUCUCAUCGAUUGAUACUAGGGAGCAAUCUAUAGACACUGUUGAUUUGGAUGUUCUCAGAGAAGUUGAGACUGUAUCGCUUUACCGUGGCGAACUCUACAGUCUGCAAAAAAUGACUCGCAGGGCACUCCGACUAGCAAAUUGCGAUCCUCGCGGUAUACUAGAUCUCACUCCGAAGAAGAGCUUAUUGGCAUCAUAUGACGCCUCUAUUUACUCAAAACCUAACGGCAUGGGCGACUAUCUGGACUACGAUAUUGCAGUCUAUUAUGCCAGCAAAUACUUUUCUUAUAUCCACCCGACAUUCCCGAUUGUCUCUGAAGCUGUAGUUCAGAGCAUACUAAACAAAGUCACGGUCGGCAGCCAGAGUAAUCUUGGGGACCGCGUUAUGUUCUAUCUCAUCAUUUCUAUUGGGGCCAUUCUUCCGAUAGAGUCGUCAGCCGCCUUUGACACCCGCAACUCGGCCGAUUAUUUCAUACGCGCCAUGGAAGUUCAAUAUUCUUAUGACGAAUCUGCUACCACAGCGCAGAUUCUCCUCCUUCUCGCCAUUUAUUCACUCUUCGACCCCGGCACGGGCAGCUCAUGGCACCUAAUGGAUCUUGUCACGCAAGCUUGCAUUGUUAUGGGAUAUCAUCAGCUCCAACCUGAACCAAGAGGAACCACAGCGGCAGAUGGAGAUGGAGUGAAGCUAUUUCAGGCAGCUUACGUACUCGACUUCUCUAUUAGCUCCGCAUUAGGACUGCCAAUGAGUAUCCAAAACCGAGAUAUUUCCUCCGACUGGGAGGCAUGUAUAGUGAAACCUCCGGACAUCUGUACAUCCGAGUCCGAAGGAUUAAUCCUAGUGGAGAUGUUCAGCUGGGCAUAUGAGCUCUGCGGCAGCUUCCAGAACGAUGUGCUCACGCAGAUGGCAACGUCUGACGUCGAUUCCCGGCAUAACAUCGACUUUCUCGAUGGCAGUGAUCUCUACGAAUUCUGCACGAAUGCUCUAAUAUCCGUCGGCAUGAAUAUUUCCCAUUGA